AUGGCGCAGCCGGAUAGUCGUCAUCAUAACAGCAACAAUCAACACAACGAACGUCAACAACGGACGAACAAUACAUGUGCUCAUUGCGAUUGGUCUCCACGCGGUGGUUUGCGCAACGAACUCCUCAGUUUGACUGCCUGUGGAAUGUGUCUAAAGGUCGUUUACUGUUCGGAUGACUGCCAAACUGCAGGCCGAAAGACACACAUGAUCCAGUGCAAACGGUGGGAGAUGACACGAACCCACCUCACCGACGAAUCUGCUUGGAAUUCCACAUCAUCGCAGCUGUUUAACGAAACUUCUACAAAGCGGACAAUGGACUCAUACUUGACAGGCACCAUGCCAGAGAAACAGUUGGAUACACGACAUCAUUGCAAACCAGCAGUCGAGGCCGAAGAGAAAUGCCAAGUAAACACCACUUCGUUCGUGCCGGGCGUUUCAUUUACAUGGCCCUUUCUGCGUUGGACAUCUGCCUUGGAAAUGUUGCAGCAGACUGAAUCGUCUCCAAAGACAACAACCAGUACUGAUUGGGAUCGGUGCCGUUCAUCAAUAUUGCAGUGCUGGGAUUGUCAUUUGCAGCAGGCAGCGGAAAGCUUGAAAGCCGGAGAUCCCGUGGACACAUCCCAGUAUGCGUUCACAGGCGAGAACCUGUGGAACCAGUUAUCAUUGGUACUCUGUCACGAAUCUGUUGCCAGGGUUAUUUUAGAGAAAGCAUUGGACUCAAACAAGGAAGAUGGUACUCCCUUGCGAGAAUUCUUUGCUCCGUUGAUUGGAAUGUUGGAUCUGAAGAAUUACAAAGGAAAGGACAGUCUGGAAAUUAUCACAAACAAAUGCGCGGCAACUCUUGUGAUGCAAGCUCGGAGGCAGUGUGGUCCAUCCAUUGUAAGCCCGUUCCAUUUGGAGGCUGCCUUUACUAGGGGCAUGGACGAUGUUCAACUCGCGUUUUGGAAGGGUGUUGCUCUCCCGACUGCUAAAGGUAUGAUAGAAACGACUCCAGCAACACGCUGA
Messenger RNA from Seminavis robusta, 1005 nucleotides. NCBI's taxonomy places the organism in Eukaryota, Bacillariophyta, Bacillariophyceae, Naviculales, Naviculaceae. The record is from the annotation of a GenBank genome assembly.